AUGAAAACUUCAAUGAAUAUUUCCUUGGAGCAAUUAGAAGCUUAUAUGGUGCGUCAAGAAAAGAGGUUUGAAGAGUCCCAUAUUAGAAUCAUGGAAACCCUGAUGCAGAAAUUCUGCCUGUCCGAGAAAAACCCUGCUUCUAGUGAAUCUCAAGUAUCACAUACUGAUUCAGUCAUUAACGCCAUCCAUGAAUUUAAUUUUGAUGGUGUAGCAGGUGUAACUUUCGAGUCGUGGUUUAAGAAGUAUGAAGAUUUGUUUUAUAUUGAUCUUUGCAAACUGGAUGAUGCUUCAAAAGUCAGAAUACUUCUUAGAAAACUUGGGACUAUGGAACAUGAACGCUAUAGCAACUUCAUUCUUCCGAAGAACCCACGAGAUUUUAGUUUUGAUGAUACAGUCAAAACCCUAUCCCAAAUCUUUGGAGAACAAUCAUCUCUAUUUAAUAUCCGUUACCAGUGCUUAAAGUUAACGAAAGAACCAGGAGAUGACUGGGUGAAGCAUGCAGGAACUGUGAACCGAGAAUGUGAGAGAUUUAGAUUGUCGUCCAUGUCUGAAGAUCAGCUUAAAUGCUUAGUAUCUAUCUGCAGCCUGCGUUCACCCGAAGAUGCCGAUAUCCGAACCAGAAUCCUAAGCAAACUCGAACACUGCCCUAAUAUGACCCUGCAAGAAGUGACUACUGAGUGUCAAAGGUUAGUAAACUUAAAGCAUGAUACCUCAAUGGUAGAAAACGGUAACUGUUUCCGUAACGUCAAUGCAGUCCAGAAAAAAUCCUUCAAGGUUCCAGUACCCAUAA
Molecule: messenger RNA, 790 nt
Organism: Schistosoma intercalatum
Lineage: Eukaryota; Metazoa; Platyhelminthes; Trematoda; Strigeidida; Schistosomatidae
Source: the annotation of a GenBank genome assembly